GUUGCUGACUACACUACACAUGGGUUAGAGGCUGGUAAUUGCAGGAAUUAGAGCAGGGGGCACUGUGGUCUUGGAGGAGUUCUGAUUGGGUGACAGCGGGAAGGAAAGCCGAAUGGGGGCAGGGCUUGGAGGCCUACUCAAGGCAAGGUCAAGAACUGUCCCAGCAGGGGUCAGGACCGGAAGCCGGAGUGGGAUUAGGCUCAGGUCAGGGCCAACUUCCCGAUAGGUCCUGGAAUCUGGGAUGGGCACUAGGGUGGUGAGGGUCGCCUGUGGGCCCAGUCCUCUAUUCUUGUCCCUGAUACUUCUGCUGCCCCUGAGCCUCAAGGCUGGCUCUGUUCUGAAGUCUAGUGUUCCCAGCCCCUCAAAGUUGUCUGGGGUAGCACCAUGGAGAGCGGGGCCACAGCAAGGCUGGGAACCGUUGACCAGCGGGCACCAGGAUUCUAUGAGCGGAGCAGGAGCAAAUCCCAGGCCCCAGGGGACUAUCAGGUUCUGUUGGGGAAUACUCAGCUAUACCAGAAAACACAACACACUCAGAAGAUGUCUGUGAAUCGUAUCAUCAAACACCCAGACUUUGAGAAGUUUCAUUCCUUUGGGAGUGACAUUGCAAUGCUGCAGCUGCGUCUGCCCGUGAACUUCACAUCCUAUGUUGUGCCUGCCUGCCUCCCACCUAAAGAUGCACAGCUCCACAACCACACAUCCUGUUGGAUAACUGGAUGGGGAAUGCUUUCUGAAGACACAAAACUGUUACCACCCUUCUCUCUGCAAGAGGGCGAAGUGGGCAUCAUUGAGAAUGAGUUCUGCAAUGCGUUAUAUGGGCGAAGACCAGGCCAAAACAAGGACUAUGUGCAUGAGGAAAUGCUGUGUGCUGGGGGCCUCUCCACAGGAAAGUCCAUCUGCCGGGGUGAUUCUGGGGGUCCCCUCAUCUGCUACCAAACCAGUUCAUGGUUCCUAGUAGGACUGGCUAGUUGGGGCAUGGACUGCCGGCAUCCCAUUUACCCUAGCGUCUUUACCAGGGUCACCUACUUCACUGAUUGGAUCAACCAAGUCAAGGGACUUACCCCACUUCCAGAAUCUGGAUCUGUGUCUCCUCACACAGAACUACAACCUAUGCCUCUGAGAGCUGCUGGCUCCCCACAAACCUGCAGCAUCUUCACAGUUGUACAAAUCUGGUUCCUGUUGGUAUUUAUCCCUGAGGCUCAAGACCAGGCCCCAGGGUGAGCACCCGGCCUUUGGGCAUUCUUUGCUCAGGCUUCCCUAAGCUAUAGCCUCCACUCUUUAGUUUACCAUCUGAAUCUUUUCCUCAGCAUAUCUGCCCAUUCACUGCCACUACUAAAACAAGCCUAGAAAAGCCAAGCAAUAAAGCCUCAUCCUCCCUCAA
Molecule: messenger RNA, 1378 nt
Organism: Myodes glareolus (Bank vole)
Lineage: Eukaryota; Metazoa; Chordata; Mammalia; Rodentia; Cricetidae
Source: RefSeq, a predicted model, not a curated record